Molecule: messenger RNA, 4247 nt
Organism: Emiliania huxleyi CCMP1516
Lineage: Eukaryota; Haptophyta; Isochrysidales; Noelaerhabdaceae
Exons: 16
Coding region: 1-3981 (1326 amino acids)
Molecular function (GO): protein binding
Source: RefSeq, a predicted model, not a curated record
AUGGUACGGGACCCCUCGAUCGUCUCGCCCUCCCUCACUGGGAGUUUUGUUGUAAAAUUCUUAGCUCCCUCGCACGUAAAAACUUUAGCUCCCCGGCCCUGGAUACUGUUGAACGCACUCCAAGUGCUCCAAGUCUUUGUGAGUGGCAACGCCGCCUUACAGCUGGCCGUCCGGGAAAACACGACAGACAUCUACCUGCAGCCCGGCGCGAACGUCAGGCUCAGCCAGUCUCUCGUCCUUGACGGAGUAGACGUCACCAUCCGUAGUUCAGGCAGCAUCACUGGCGCCACCAUCGACGGCACCGAUGCGCUGGACAGCCUCUUUAUCCUGAAAAACAAGGCAACGCUCUCGUUGGAAGGGCUCGUCUUGGCGAAUUGCCGGGCGGAAGCUGAUGGCGGUGCGGUCCGCAUGGAUGACUCCGACGCGAGCUUGCGUGACGUUCGCAUACAGGACUGCUACGCUGGGAACUCUGGCGGAGCCAUUUACGCCGCCAGAGGCAGCUUGCGACUGGAGUCGGUGGAGAUAACGCGCUGCAGCACUGAGACUGGUAUAGAAGGCGAGAACGCCCAGGGCUUGGGCGGGGCCAUCAGGAUUGUCAAGGUUCCCCAGGUGGAGCUGAGCGAGGUCAACAUUACCGGCUGCAGCGCAGUCAAGGGUGGGGCUCUGCACAUUGACGGUGGGACGGACAGCGAGACCACACUGAACCGGGUCCGUCUCGCAGACAGCACUGCGACCGAGGAAGGCGGCCUCGUUUACAUUUCGAGCGGGCGCUUGACGCUGGAGAACGGGACCCUUCUGGAGAGCGGAACGGCAAGCCAAGGGAGCUCGAUCGCAUUCAGCGGCGCGCCCGAGGUGUCCUACCGCCUGCCUUUGCCUCCCGGGCACUGGAUCCCGCACUCGAGAUGCGAGAUCUACCGGCAGCUUCCUGCCGACUGUGCGGACGACGUCUGCCGGGGUCUAUUCGACAAGUGCAAGACCGAGACGGACGCGCAGAACGACGAGUGCAAACAGUUCCCCGUCGCCUUUGUUCAGCCCUGCAAUUGGGAGGCGACGCCCGCGCUGCUUGGCGUAUCUCUGUACACGGUGCCGACCUCUGCCCUCGAUGUCGACCUGCCGUACGCCUGCGCCCCCGGCAUUCUAGGCUCGAGCCAUCCCGACGACCAGAGGUCGGCCUUCUGCGCCGGCCUCUGCCCCGUGGGCCAGCGGUGCCCCGAGGCCGCCACGACGGAGCCCCGCCCGUGCACCGAGGGCAACUUCUGCCCGGCGGGGACGAGCGUGCCUCGGCCGUGCCCCGAGGGCUCGUACUCGGCCGCGACGAACCUGACGAAGGAGGACGAGUGCACGCAGUGCCCGGUCGGCUCCACCUGCCCGGCGGGCAGCACCGUCCCCGACCCUUGCAACGACGGCACGACGACGUACGGCCAAGGGUCCACGGCGUGCGACGUGUGCGACGAGGACUUCUUCCUCGUCCUAGGGGAGACCCAGGCCUCCACCAAGGCGUGCAAGUCGUGCCCGGCCCCGCCUUCCUCUCCGCAGGGAGGCGUCGUGUCCUUCACCUGCGGAGUCGACACACGCAUCGGCGCACUCUACGUGCCGGGCAGAGGCUCGCUCAACGUGUCGAGCGGCUGGUGGCGCGCCUCGAACGCGUCGUCAACGCUGUUUGCGUGCAAGUGGAGCCCGUGCCGCGGCGGCGUCGACUCGUCGGAGGAUGGCAACGCGCUCUGCCACCCCUUCUACGAGGGCCCAAAGUGCGAGGUCUGCACCAACACGACCGACAACGGCAUCCGCUACUUCCUCAACUCGAAGGCGCGCUGCCAGGCGUGCGACCGGCCGGCGGAGUCGGUGAUGCUGCUCGUCGGUCUGCUCUUCACGGCGGGCGCUCUCGGCCUCGGCACCCUCAAGGUGAUCCGCAGCUCGUGGGUCCCUUCGGGCAAGGUGGCGCGUGCGCUCGUCCUUCUCGGGCGGCGCAUAGCGCUGCUGUGGAGGCAGACAGGGAUGCAGUGCAAGGCGAAGCAGCUCGUCACGCUCUUCCAGGUGGUGACGGUCGUGCCGGCCGUGUACGAGGUCGAGCUGCCGCCGCAGCUGAGCGAGUGGGCAAACCUCUUCAGUGCGGCCGAGAGCAUCGGGCUCGACCUCUUCCUCCCUCCCUCAUGCUACGGCUCCUACCUCACCCGCCUAAUCGCGUGGGGACUCUGGCCCUUCGGACUCAUCUUCCUCGCCAUCGUCGGCAGCUGCGCGGCGCAUGCGGCUCACCCGAGAGCGCUCUCGCUCCCUUCCCGCGCCAAGGGCCCCGCGGCGGGGAGGGCCGGGUCGCUGAUCGCUCUCGGCGUCGAGGCGUCGUCGCGGCCGCCUCCACCGUCGACUCCGCCGCUGCCCGCGGCGGCUCCGCGUCACACGGUGCUGGCGCGGGGUGCGGCAGCGAGGGCCGGGUCGGUGGUUGGGAUCGGAUUGGAGUGCCGCGCGCAGCCACCUCCUCCGACGGCGCCACCGCCUCCGUACAGCGCUGCGGUGGCGCCUCCGCCUCCGUACAGCGCGGUGGCAGGUGGGGCGGCGGCGAGGGCGGGAUCUGUGGUCGCCCUUGGAGUCGAGAGCGCCUCCAAGCCUCCUCCGCCUGCCCUGCUGCCCUCGGCGAGCAGCGGGCUCGAUCCGACCGGCCUGGUGCGGAGCGAGACGCUGCGCCAGGAGUACCUCGGCCGCACGCAGGCCGCAAGCCGCGUCCCCACUCUCCGCCUCGUGGCCAACGCGAUGGAGCCGCUCCUCACGCUGCGGCCGCAGCACGAGUGGCACGUCUUCCUCGACGUCGACGACCUGCGCGACGCGACGCGGCUCGAGGACUACGUCGACCAGAGUGCGGCGCUGCUCCUCUUCCUCUCGCGCGGCUUCUUCAAGUCGCGCAACUGCCUGCGCGAGGCGUCUGUGCAAGAGUGCCCCGUCGAGCUGCGUGGCUACGUCUUUGGCGCUGCCGCUGGCGGUGCAGGAGAGGACGCGCCCGCGACGAGCCCGCCUCGGACGCCAAUCACGUGGCACCGGUACACCGACUUCCAGCGCCUCUCCCUCAAGCUCAUCGCAGAGCAGAUCUUGCUCGCCUCGCCAGAGUUCUGUGAGCUCUCCAUCGACACCCUCCGCUUCGCGCGCCCGGUCACGCUGCACACCAGCGCGCACAACCCGGGCGCGAGGGAGUUUGUCGACGCGCUCGCGGGCAGCAUCGAGGGCGUCGUCGCGGCGGACGCGCCUCCGCUCGGGCGGGGGCGGUCCCGCGGCGCCCUUGCGCGGCAGCUCUCGCGGCGGCGGAGCUUCCCCACCGCAGGGGCGAGCGCGCCGUCGCUCGGCCGGCAGCUGUCGCGCGCCCUCACGAGGGAGGGCCUCUCGCAGAGCGUGUUUGUGCUCUACCUCAACAGCGCCACCUUUGUGGGCGACGCCGGCCUCGCCCUCGCCGCCGAGGCGUGCGGCAGAACAGUGCGCACGUGGCGCGCGGGCAAGGUGCAGCUCCUGCUGGUGCACGAGAGCGACCCGGCGCACGGAGGCUGCGACUUUGAGAACUUCUAUGCCACCACACCGGAGGACCUCGUCGCUGGAGGCCUCUACUCCGCACCGGCCGUCGAGCUCUACCCGCCGCCGCACCGCGACGUCUCCCUCGCGCUCGUGGCCAAGACGCUCGGCGCCGUGCGGCGCACCCUCGCCGCGCGCCUCUCUCUCGACCGCCUCUCCGCCCUCUCGACGGUCGAGACGGCGCGCUCCUCCGUGGCGCGGCUGUCCCUGGCGGGCCGACAUGCGGAGAAGGGGCGCGCCCGUCGCGCGGCCAGGCCCCUCGCGCGCGUGUCGGUGCGAGGCGUCGGCAACGCGCGCUCGUCGGCGGGCGACUGGGAGCCACGCGGCGGCGCCCCGCGGCUCGGCCGCUCGGACAGCAGCCUCUCCUGGUGGGGCGAGAGCGACACGGAGAGCGGGCGGCGAAGCGAGGGCGGGGCAGAGAGCCGCGUGUGACGCGCCGGGUCGCCGGCACAUGGACACGGCAGCGAGGCUUUCGACUUCGCCUGUGCUGCCAGCAGCCAGGGCGUGCGGAAAGUAACCGCUGCAAUGGAAUUCCAUUUUGACGCCAGUACGUACAUGCUGUACAGUUCAGGUCUUGUGUGUUGUCUUUGCAUGUGUGUGGGGGCACCCCGCCUGCGCGCCCUGGGGCCGCCCGUGUCGCAAAUCCGUACAGAGUACAGUUGAGCAUGAGCAUGAAUCGUGAAUGAGAAUGGUGUGCA